UCUGUGGACUUACUAAAAGCGUACGCGAGCGCUCUUUUCUGUCCUGUACCGAGAACCACGUGUGACUGAACGGUUUUUCACCUGCGCCACUCUCCCGUUAUCAGCUUUACUGUAAAAACCAGUCUUCAGUCAUGGUCAAGCUUGCAAAGGCAGCUAAAAAACAAGCGCCUCCGAAGAAAAAGGCCCCUCCGCCUCCCAAGGAAGUGGAAGAAUCCGGUGACGAGGACGAGAUCGAGGAUGAAGAUGAAGAAGAGGCUCCACCGGUUAAAGCUGUAGCAAAGAAGAAAGCGACGGCAAAGGCAGUUAAAAACGGAAAGGCUGCUGCCAAACAGGAGAUUGAAGAAGAGGACGAGGAUGAUGAUGAUGAUGAUGAGGACGACGAUGAAGAAGAAUCUGAAGAGGAAGCUCCUCCCCCAAAGAAGAAAACUCCCGCAAAGACGCCCGCCAAGGCAACUCCUGCCAAGAAAGUAGCAUCUGCCAAGAAGGCGGCACCACCACCACCUCCUGAGUCUGAGGAGGAAGAGGAAGACGACGAAGAAGAAUCUGAGGAAGAGCUGCCUCCACCUCCUAAAAAGACUCCUGCCAAAGCUGCAAACAAAGCCGCACCUGCAGCCAAAGCACCUGCUGCAGAAGAGGAGGAGGAGUCUGAGGAGGAAGAUGAUGAAGAUGAGGAUGAGGAAGAGGAAAUGGACACAACUCCAGCACCCAAAAAGGCAGGAAUGGUGAAGGCAAAGGAGGAAUCAGAAGAGGAGGAAUCAGAAGAAGAAGAGGAGGAGGAUGAUGAUGAUGACGACGACGAUGAGGAAGAAGAGGAAAAGGAUGAAGCCCCAGUAACUCCAGCAAAAAGGAAAGCCGAGACCAAAAAGGAGCAGGGAACGCCGCCUGCUAAGAAAACUAAAACCGACGGUGCAAGUUUUAGUCUCUUUGUGGGCAACUUGAACUGUAAUAAAGAUUACGAUGAAAUUAAGGCAGCACUCGCAAAGUUUUUCUCAAAGGAGGGCCUUGAAACUCUGGACGUCCGACUUGGCGGAUCCAAGAAAUUUGGCUACGUUGACUUCGCAACCGAGGAAGAGAUGCAGAAGGCUUUGGAGCUCAGUGGCAGAAAGCUGAUGGGUCAAGCGUUGAACAUCGACAAAGCCAAAGUCAAAGAAUCCGGCAAUGAUUACAAAAAAGAGAAAGAUUUACGCACUUUGUUCAUAAAGAACCUGCCGUACUCCAUCACGCAGGAGGAGCUGAAGGAAGUCUUUGACGAGGCUGUUGAAAUCAGGAUACCGACGUGCCGGGAAUCUGGUUCAGGCAGAGGAAUCGCCUAUCUUGAAUUCAAGUCAGAGGCAAUCGCAGAGAAGGCAAUGGAGGAGGCGCAAGGGGCAGAUGUUCAGGGUCGUUCUAUCAUCAUAGACUUCACUGGAGAAAAGAGCCAGAAGGGCGGCAGAGUUGCUGGUGCUUCUGCAAGCAAAGUACUGGUCGUAAACAACCUAUCGUUCAGUGCGUCUGAAGAGUCCCUCCAGAGUGUGUUUGAGAAGGCCGUGUCCGUCAAAAUACCAAAUGUCAACGGCAGAGCAAAGGGAUAUGCGUUCGUACAUUUUGAGAGCGUGGAGGAUGCCAAGGAGGCGCUGGAGAACUGCAACAACACAGAAAUCGAGGGCAGAAGUAUCAGAUUAGAGUUUAGUCUGAGCGAUAGAGAUCGAAUGGGAGGAAGAGGAGGCUCUGGACCUUUAAAAACCCUGUUUGUCAAAGGCCUGUCAGAAGACACCACAGAUCAGUCUCUGAAAGAGGCUUUCGAUGGAUCCACCAAUGCCAAAAUAGUCACAGACAGAGAUACCGGAUCAUCAAAAGGGUUUGGCUUUGUAUACUUCGAUAGCGAAGAGGACUGCAAGGCGGCCAAAGAGGCCAUGGAUGACGGAGAGGUAGACGGAAACAAAAUCACACUGGACUUUGCCAAGCCCAAGGGUGAGGGCGGCCGAGGAGGUGGCAGGGGCGGCCGAGGAGGCUUCGGUGGUGGUUUCGGAGGACGGGGUGGACGUGGCGGACGGGGUGGUUACGGAGGCCGAGGAGGCGGCAGGGGCGGCGGCUUCAGGGGAGGACGUGGAGGAAGGGGCGGCGGCGGUGGCUUCAGAGGAGGACGAGGCGGUGGACGAGGUGGAUUUGGAGACAAACCACAAGGAAAGAAGAUUACUUUUGAUUAAAGUCUAACUGAACUGUUUCCAUUUGCUUAAAUCCACAUUGUCAGAGCGUUUCUAGGACAUUCCAGAAAGCAUCAGUAACUGUACAGUGCACCCCCUCCCCAAACCCUCGUUCCACUUUCUUUCUUUUUUUUUUUUAACUGUGCGAGUUCUGAAACGUCCCAACCAUCUACGUGAAAAUUAAAUGUGAAUGUUGUAACUAUGCUCUGCUGGUUUAGGUACAUGUUGUACAUGCGACAGUUUGUUGGUUUAAUUUUUUUAUUUUCCUUUUUUUGUUAUGGUGUGCAUCUCUCCCCUUCCAUCCCUCCUACGUUUUAUUUAAUUUUCACAUUUCUUUUUAAGUUUGCUUUAGGUGCAAGUUUAAUGUGCAGUACCUUUUUAAUGUGCAAAGCAUAUUGUAACAUAUACAUGGAAUUGACGCCUGUUUAGUAUUUAGAGAUGUAAAUCUAUUUGAAACUUAUGAAUGAGAUUUAAGAUGGCUAACAAGCGUGUUGUACGGCUAAUGUCAAAUUAAGUAAAUUUGACUUGUGACUGAGGGUUUUGCUCUUCUUUUCCAGUUCAGAUUUUUCAUAAUGUAAAGAACCAUUUUGAUUAAACAUGGUUUUUAAACUCUCUGGUUUGAUGUGCUUUGACUGUACGAGUUUAUUUUGUUUCCUGUGUAUUUCGUUCGGUCCUAGCAGAACUGGUUGAACUGAUGGUUUUUAGAUGUUAAAUCCCUUCCUAAAUUGACUAUAAUCUUUUACUAAUUAACUUGAAUGAAUGAGAUCAAGCUGUCCAUCACUGCGGUAACCGGAGCAGUGUGGUGUGUGUGAAGUUGUUUGGCGUAAUUCGUUUAGAAAAGCAGUUGUGUGAAGUUCACAAUUAAAGGUUCCUUCAUGACUUA
This is a messenger RNA of Puntigrus tetrazona (Sumatra barb), 3066 nucleotides long. It is a transcript of the gene nucleolin, whose product is annotated as nucleolin. Gene Ontology annotation, cellular component: nucleus; cytoplasm; ribonucleoprotein complex. Gene Ontology annotation, molecular function: mRNA binding. The record is from RefSeq and is a predicted model, not a curated record. NCBI's taxonomy places the organism in Eukaryota, Metazoa, Chordata, Actinopteri, Cypriniformes, Cyprinidae.